Messenger RNA from Fusarium graminearum PH-1, 1470 nucleotides. RefSeq lists its product as uncharacterized. The record is from RefSeq and is a predicted model, not a curated record. Bases 1 to 1470 code for a protein of 489 amino acids. NCBI's taxonomy places the organism in Eukaryota, Fungi, Ascomycota, Sordariomycetes, Hypocreales, Nectriaceae. The transcript has 3 exons. Gene Ontology annotation, molecular function: 2 iron, 2 sulfur cluster binding; molybdenum ion binding; pyridoxal phosphate binding.
AUGGAUGGUGCCGGUGAUGUUGAUGUUGAUGAUGAAGAUGAAUACAUCGAGCUGAAUGAGGAUGGAGUAAUUGGGAAUGCGACCGCGGUACAUGAUGGUCCUGUAUACAUCUGUCUCGCCGAGAACUACGAUUACUGGUGCGCAGAGCUUGGCGUUGAUCGGUCAGAAUGGGACUGGUGUCACUGGGGAGAGAACAUCACCUUCAGGUGUACAGAUAAAACCCUGACCAAAUCUGACUUUCGAUUGGGAGAUAUAUGGAGAGUCGGCAGAAAUAUUCGCUUACAAGUCUGUGGAUCUCGCAUCCCUUGUAUGAAGCUAUCGUGGAGAUGCGGGCAGAAAGACUCGUGGCUCAAAACUCUGUCCAAUACUGGCCAGGUGGGUGUCUACUUGAGAGUUCUCAGCAAGGGUCCUGGUAAUCGUGCGGUUCGAGAAUCAUCAUCAGGGGAUAGUAUAGAUGCGGCAACCAUUACUCGACUGGCCUUCGACUCUGACCUCAAGACUCGCGACACUCUAAACUUAUUGGCAAACCAUGACGUUCUCCGCCGCUUGAACCGAUCGAUAAUCAAGCGAAAGCUGGCCGGUAUUAAUGAUGACGCGAUAUCCGCAGCUGGAGUAUCUCAGACUGGCCAGGUCGGAUCCAGCCUAAGCACUAUCGCAUUAGCAUCAAAGACGCAGGGCGUGCAUCCUCGUGGAUGUGCAAUGAAUGUGGAGUGGGAACAAGUCGUUCUGGAUUGGUCACAGGCUGUAACCCCACGACAACUGUAUUUGUCUGCUGGGAUUGGCAUCACGCCUAUACUUGCCAUGAUGAAGGCUCAUGCCAACCAUCCUAAUAUGAAUGUUGUACCAGGUAUCUGGAUCCAUGUCGUCAAAGACGGGAGAGGUCUGCAGUUUCACAGCGAGUUCUGCAAGAUUGAGAACAACCCUAUCAGGAGGUUUGUUUUCAUGACGCAGCCUCGUGACAUUGACGUACGAGGAAGGGACUACGAUGUCUUGGGAAGGCCAAGCUUGGAUUCAAUGGCAGAACUACUGGGAGAGACGUACAAGUUCAACCCGUUUGGGACCACUGCAAUGGAUCUACCAUCCAAGUUCUCGGCGGCAUAUAUCUGCGGCCCUAAAGACUUUGAGACGACCAUGAAGAGUCUUCUUCUAAGUUGCAACAUUCCUCCGCCGUUCAUCCAUAGUGAGAGCUUUUCAGCCUCUGGCCACACUAUAGGAGACGUGGAGAAAGCUACAGUCCGGUUCGCCAAGUCUGGCAAGACGGCUCACUGGAAGAAGGACGAGUCAAUGUCACUGCUGGAACUCACAGAGUCUGUUGGUAUGGCUCCCGAUUACGGCUGCCGCGUAGGUGCUUGUGGAAGCUGCGUCGCAAAAGUAGCUUGCGGCUCAGUUUCGGGAGGACUUCAAAUGGAUGGAUGUAUAUUGACGUGCUCGGCGGUUCCUACGUCAGAAUUUAUCGAGGUUGAGCUCUAA